Molecule: messenger RNA, 2643 nt
Organism: Solea solea (common sole)
Lineage: Eukaryota; Metazoa; Chordata; Actinopteri; Pleuronectiformes; Soleidae
Gene: nrsn1l
Product: neurensin 1-like
Exons: 4
Coding region: 254-886 (210 amino acids)
Biological process (GO): nervous system development
Cellular component (GO): neuron projection; transport vesicle; neuronal cell body
Source: RefSeq, a predicted model, not a curated record
AUUUGCGUGCUAAUAUUCGUCCUCCUUUGAGGACAUUUUGGGGACAUUUCCCCCCCCUGUAAUUACAACAUGUCCACAUAGAUUGUUGUUAUAAACAUAUCCACACGCAUGCGCAGAAAGCCACAGCUGUUCCCAGCACCAGCAGCAGCAGCAGCAGCCCGGCGCAUCCAGCAGUCCCGACAACAGCACAUGGAUCCCCAGUGAGAAGAGCGCGCGCUCCGGCAGGAGGUGUUACAAAGGAGUGUGAGCUGCGAUGGCGUCGUGCUCCGAGGCCUGUGUCUCCGGCUCGGGAGGAGAAUCCUCUGGAAGUGAGGCAGGUUCCAGCUGUCUGCAGUUCGGCGUGCGUUCCUAUCUGCACCACUUCUACGAGGAGUGUUCGUCCUCCAUGUGGGAGAGAGACCCUCAGGACCGGGGGUUCGUCCAGAGCCAGAGAUCAGCCCUGUGGUGGAACUCAGCAGUCUGGAAGGUGUCCUUGGCCGUGGGUCUCCUGAUCCUCACUGCAGGCGUCGCCAGCCUGUCGGUCGGUUACUCCACUCCCCAUAAAAUCGAGUCGUUCGGAGAGGGCGACCUGUUCUUUGUGGACACGCAGGCCGUCGGAUUCAACCGGGGGCUGUAUCUCAGCACCGCGGCCGGGAUCGGGCUCUCGUGUCUGGGCUCGGCGCUGGCGGUGAUGGGGGUCGUCGUGUGGAUUUUCCCCAGAGCCGACGUCAAAGCGAGGUCGUUCCGCAGCAGGACGGGGGAGAGGGACGGAGGAGGAGGGGAGUCCUGGUCCAAGUGGGGGGGAUUUAGGGAUCGUGUGGACGUGGUCACUCAGCCACCAGGUAUUGAAGAGGGGAAGAUGCCGGUCACGCUGUCAAAAGGGGAAAAUGUGCAGCCCACUUCUUAAUUGUUCUUUCUAGACUUUAAUAUUAUAGUUUAACAUAAACAGUGUUGGUACAUUUGAUGAUUGACUGAUUUAUUAUCAUUAGAUUGUAUCAUAUCAAGGAAAAAAGGACUUUGUUUCGUUGCACUGCGUGAUUUGUUCUUUGUGCCGUGGUUUUUUUGUUUGAGAUUCUGUCCGUGGGCGGGGCUUAGAAAGCUGCCUGCUGAUUGGCUACUGAGUUUUGGAGCGACAGCUCGGGCUUGGAGUCGCUGUCUAGUAUCUAACGUUUAUAAUCUGACAAACGUUGGAUACUUAGUUCCAGACGGACAGCGACUCCAAGCCCAACAAACAAUAAAAUACACACUAUUUUUGAAGGAUUAAAUCAAUAUUGUAUUUGCUUCUUAAAAAAAUCUUGUUUUAAAAUAUUGACACAAAUCUAAUUCCAUGUAUAACAAAGCUUCCUCAACUAAAGCACAACUUCAGUUUCAUCCAAACAAAGGAAAUAGCACAGAAAAAGAGAUCAUUUGACUAAAAAGAAGACCCUUUUUUGUCCUCAUAAAUUAAUCUCUUACUCACUGCUUUUACCUAGCUAUUACUAAAGGUAUUACAUUAUUAUUACACUAUUACCAUAUUGUUUUUGCACUGUAAUAUCAAGUGUUAUUCUGAAAUAACUAAACAAGUAAUAUUACAGUAACAUAACACAUUACUGCACAUAAUAUGUAGACAAGGUACUUCAAAAAUCUAAUUGAUCUCAUUUAUAUGUUGUUUUCAAAUAAUUCCCCUCAGUAUAAUUGAAUAAAAACAUAUAAAUGAGGCCCCAAGUCUUCAGCCUGAGACCUUUUUAAAAGCUCUUUGUUAAACUCCCGUGUAAAUACAGUGGAAUAGUAGAGUAAUCAGCGUUGUUUGUGUGGUGCAAUCGUCCCAUAUAUUAGGAAUACUCACCAACACUCACAGAGAGCAGAAUGACCUCCAGGUAUUUUGACUCCUUACUUGACAACAUUGUUUUUUAAUCCCUGUUUUAGGGUAAAAACAGACUAAGUCAUUGAGCUGAAUGCAGGAAUCAAUGCAUGUAUACAUGUAAGGAUCACAUGCAGAGCCGGUCAGAGAUUAUUCUUUUUUUUCUUUUUCUUUUUCUUAAAAGUUAAUAAUUCUGCAUGUACAUUUUCACACAUCUACAUUAAUGCACACUGUGCUGUGGUGUGGUGUGGUGGAAAAACAGUUCCAGUCACAAACAGUCACUCAGCCUUCACCCACACACACACACACACACACAAAUCCGUGCUUCAUUGACAAUAUCACCUAUUUCCUCUCCUCUGUAAUCUGGCUCCAUAAUUGCCUGCAAUAUGUGUCUCCAGGCAACAGCUGGGUUUUAAGUGUUCUAUUUUCACCUCUGAACAAAGACUCUUUUCUCAUUGGUCCCCUCAGCCCCCCCGACACACACACACACACCGUAUCUCUCUUUAUUUUUUUACAUCCAGUCAGAUGUUUUGUUUACAGUCAUAUUAUGUGAGUAAGUAUGAAAAGCACAGCAGUGACAGAGAUUUGCUCUUGACACCUGUUUGAUUGAGUCCUCUGGUUUAGUUAAAAAUAUGUAGUUUACAUACACAACUACAAACUAAACGCAAAAACAAUGGACACACAUUUGACGGCACUGGUUCCACUGGAUGUUUCAUGUUUUUACUGUGUUGUUAUUGAUGAUGAUGAUGAUGAAGAUUAAGGAGUAAAAUGAGGGUCAAAACCCCCGAAAAAAAACAAUAACCAGAAUAAACUUGUGACCUGCA